UCCGAGAUCGCGGUCACCCACUCACUGGAUCCUCACAGCAUUUUGCCUUAAAUGAUGUGUUCCAUCAGGGCAACAGCAAAGAUGGAUCAGACAUUCUUAGAAAGCUUGAGCUUGUGCCUGAGCUUGCUGGACUUGUCAACAGUCUGUGUGUAGAGCAGUUGUUCUCAGGAGUGAGGGGAAACAACUACUUUUUGAAUAUGACACCCCAUCAACUCAUAUAUUUCUACAAAGAAACAUACUCCACCAUUACAAUAUGGCAAAAAACCAGAAGGCUAUGGUCCAGUACAGCCAGGUUGUUCCUUCAACUGGGAACAUGCAGACAGACAUCCAUGGAAGGGUUUGUCUUAGCUCCUGCCCGGGCUGGGACACAAAAAGGAACCUCUGCCAAUGACCAAACAGAAGAACCCAAAGAGCCUCAGGAGUAUUCAAAAUGCUACUACACUGGACGCCCUGUGAGAAUGUGCCAUGAGACACAUGACAAUGUUGCAGAUUGUCUGAGACAUGGAACUACCAUCAUGGAGAAGACAGAAGUUGUGUCUGACUGCCUCUCGUGUUAUAUAAAUUACUGCAACUCAUCUGUUAUUGUCAGAUUUAAAGAGGGUCUCUCAACGCUGCAGUUUCUACCUGCAUUACAGCAACACCCAGCUUUACUGGCCCCCGUCCUGUGCUUCCAAGACAAGCCACUCCCCGCUGUGGAACUUCAGAGACUUUUCCCAGCUGACCUCAGUCCUCAAGGUAGUAAUACUGUAGGGGGCGCCAGGAGCGUCAGACAUGAAGCUUCUGGGCGGAUUACCUCUUAGACUGUGAAGGUGAGUCAGUUCCUCACAUGAAUCAGAUAUAACACAACCAACUGAAAAAUGUAUAGUUAAGAUGAAAAGUUGUAAUCAUCACAACAUAUCUUACGAUGUUUGAGCAUUAUUAAUGGAGGACUAGGUUAAUACGGCUUUCUGAUGAUCAUAAUAAUGUAACGCACAUCAACUGAGUCCCUUUAGAUUGUGCGCAUGGGUUGGAAUUGAUCAGCCAAUCACGCGGGGUCCUGCGGUCAGCUGACUCCUUUAAAGUUAACUGACGCGGGUCUGGAUGC
Oryzias melastigma (Indian medaka) is the source of this 1084-nucleotide messenger RNA. RefSeq lists its product as uncharacterized. NCBI's taxonomy places the organism in Eukaryota, Metazoa, Chordata, Actinopteri, Beloniformes, Adrianichthyidae. The record is from RefSeq and is a predicted model, not a curated record. Bases 198 to 800 code for a protein of 200 amino acids. The transcript is spliced from 4 exons.